Callithrix jacchus (white-tufted-ear marmoset) is the source of this 3030-nucleotide messenger RNA. RefSeq names its product canopy FGF signaling regulator 1 (gene CNPY1). The record is from RefSeq and is a predicted model, not a curated record. Gene Ontology annotation, cellular component: endoplasmic reticulum. Lineage: Eukaryota; Metazoa; Chordata; Mammalia; Primates; Cebidae.
UUCGACUGUAGACGUUUUUAGAGAUUAAAACAUUCAUGAGUUUUAAAAACGUGGUAUUUGAGUGAUUCGAUACAUGUGGUGGUGUAUUGUGUGAAACGGUCCAUAAGCGAUUUAACUCCCCCUCGAGUGCCUGGGCCUCGCGAGCCGCCCCGAAUCCAGCUCCGGUGGAGUGGAGUGUGGGGGAGAAGGAGGGAGGUUACCUGGGCUCGGGGGAGGCGCAGCUGAGAGUUAAUCGGCGGCGGAGUUUCCCUGACGCGUCCUCUUCCCAAGUUUCUUUGACAAUGUUUUUACAAAGUGGCUUCCGUACGCACGCGGGGGGCGGCGGUGGCGACGCGGGGUGGUUUGUAAUGGAACCUGGGCCUAGAGAGCACAGGCGCACCCUCCGCCCGCGCUUUCAAGGGGACGCGCCGCGCCGCGGAGAAGAUUUGUGGCCAGAUGGCGGUGAAGCGCGGAGACCCUUUGUGCGCCCCGAACGCGCCUGUGAAUGCCGCGCGGUCGCUGGCACCGGAAGGGUUCACACUGCGCCUGAAAGGGGACAAUGGAGACUGGAGAUAUCAACACCGCAGAAACCGAGUUCAUUUGUGAUGCAGGCCCUUUCACUGCGAUCCCCCUAGCCCAGUCGGAGGCGUUCCUAACGGACCUUUUGGAGAAAGUCUGUGAGCGAAUGAACGACUACAAGCUCGAGGAAGACCCUGUGACGAAGGAGAGAACGUUCAAGAGAUUUGCUCCUCGGAAAGGAGACAAAAUAUACCAAGAAUUUAAAAAAUUCCAUUUUUAUUCUGAUGCUUACAGACCUUUGAAAUUUGCGUGUGAAACUAUAAUGGAAGAGUACGAAGAUGAAAUAUUCUCGCUUAUCGCCCACGAGGCACACUAUCUGGCUGACAAGCUGUGCAGAGAAAAAUCAGAUCUGUGUGAAGCUUCUGCUAAUCACUCUGAGCUCUAGGAACGCGUGCUGCUAGUUGUAGAGAGGAGUAGUCACACCCCAAAGGUCAACGUCUGCAUUUUGUGUCUGCAUGUUGUCUUCCACGACAAGAAACUUUGUCUCGUGUCUACGCCGUGUUUGUCUCCGUUUAUGAUUUAUUUUGAAAAUCUCUUGUUUGACAUCAAGACAUACCCUGAGGGUUUUUUUUGUAGGCAAAGCUGAGGAGUACAUAAACUUAAAUUAACCUUUACAGAUUUUGAUAAAUCAAGCUUGACAAUAAAGCAUUUAAUUCUGUAUUGGGGAAAAUAGUGAAGACAUUUCAUAAACAAAAUGCGGAUUUCAUAAUGUAUACUGUUUAUUUCAUAACAGUGCAUGUGCACAUAUACAAGGGCAGUGCUCUCUCUGAUAAGAACUGGAUUUGAAUUCUCAAAUACUUGAUUGGCUGUAAGUUUAAGGAAAUACAUGGCAACAAAUUCAAAAUGUGGUCUUCUGGGUGAGAUAUGGCUGUUGGUGACAAACAAAUCUACUUUUUAUCAGGCAUGAAAUUUAAAUUUCUAGAAACCGCAAGUUUAAAAACUUCUCAUCUCUAAAGUUUGGUGAAAUGUGUAAAAACUAAUGAAUGCUUGAGUUUAUAGUGAACGAUAAUUACGUCGGCCUCUCAUAAGUACCACUCUGAGUUUAAAUGAUUUAGAAAGUUGAUGUGUGAUCGCAUCAUGUGUUAAAAGCUGUUGUGUUUUCUUUGCUCCAAACUCUCCUGGUUUGUUUGUUUUUCUUAUAAAGUUUUUUUUUUUUUUUGGCUUACAGUUAGUGUGUGGAGUUUACUACUAAAUAAUCUACCAUUCUUCUACAGGAAUGGAAAGAGAGGAGGGACCUGGUAGGAAAUUAUCUUUUGGCCACACUUAAUAUACAAAGUAUAGUAACAAUCACUCCUGGAAAUUUCGUGAUCUCUUUUCAAUUUGCAUUCAAUGGAAUGUGACUCUAAUGAUUAAAGAUGUCAGGGUAUAGCCUACACCAGUUUCUAAAAAGAGAUUCUCAUUGUCUUUGGGGAGAAUCAAGUGGGUAGGAUGCUACACAGUCUUCCCGGAAGACCUAAAACUGUUCGCCAUAUUGCUACUUCAUUGCCUAAAAAAGCACAUUAUGUAUUUAAACCAUUCUGCUGACUCCAGCAGGAAACCAUUCUUAAAUUUAGGAAAAUUUACCAAAACUAAGGGGAAGAGCUUUCAUGCCCCCUUCCCACCUCGACUCUUAUUAAAAGUAAGUUAAUAUCACUUAAUUAUUUGGGUGCUUUUUUUUAAAUGUCUGUAGCUGCUUAAGUGUGAUGGCUCCUAGAUAACGAACCCGCACUCUAGCUGACACACGACGGAAACUGAACUGAAUAAUAAUUACUAUUUUCCAAUAGGGUAGGGCAAUUGUUAUUUAAAACAUAGUCCCCAUAGCUUUAUUGAAAUGUAUCUAGUUAAGAUUAAUUUGGCAUUUAAAGUAGUAAAUCAUGAACAUUCUCCUAACGUGGGUUUUCUUGGGAAAUGCACUAAACAGGAAAAUUAGUCCUUAAAACCUAAGUGACCUUCAGGAGCAUGGUGGGAACUAUGGCAGGAAGUCGGCUUCUGUGAAAAAUCUUAACAGCUGUACUUGUAGAAGUGUCGCCAAGUCUGUCUUCAUACCCUUUUUGAUCAUCAUUAAAAAUUCUCAAAUGUAAACAAUACUAACACUGAUUGUAGAAAUUAAGAAAAUGUGCGCUCCUGUGUGGACUUGGGGAGGUACACCUUCUCUCUGAGGGGUGCCUUUCAUUGGCUCCUGUGUGUGCCUGAAUGGACUUGGGGAGGUACACCUUCUCUGAGGGGUGCCUUUCAUUGACGGUCAUGCUGUACUUUGACUGGAGACGACCAGGCACCUUGGCUUACAGCAAAUAUCUCAAGUUUUGCUAAAUUGGGCUUUUCAGUUUUUUUCUUGGAUUUCCCUUUAAAAAUAGUCUUGUAUCUUGCCAAUUUUCUAAUAUCUCAUGAUGUGUAUUUUUUUGUUUCCAGAAUUUUUUCCAGAUGGAACUUGAUAAACUUAUGUAAAUAUUUGUAGCUUACUAAGUUACCAAUUAAACCUGUAUUUGGUGAUAA